CACUACGUAAAUGACCACGCCCAUCGGAGAGACGCCCCCGGUGACGUUCUCAAAGCACUUUCCGCUCUUAGAGGCCGAAGAAGGAAAAAAAAACAUGGGUCCAGGGUUCCCGCAGCGGUCUGUGCUGAAGGUUUUUCUCAUGAUUUUUUGUCCCAGUUUGGUUUCUCCUCUGCACUUUCACAUGACAGAAAGAGAACAAAAGUGUUUUAUCGAGGAAAUCCCAGCAGACACGGUCGUUAUCGGUGGUUAUUGGACGCGGCUCUACGAUGAACCGAAGGACGAGUAUCUGCCUGCCACUCAACACCUCAACAUCUCCGUUGCAGCCAGAGCUCCUGACGACCAGCUAAUUCUGUCUCACACCAAGGGGUCCAAAGGGAAGUUUAACUUCACAUCAGUUUCCUCAGGAGAACACAAGAUCUGCCUUCAGCCAAACUUAUCACAGCCGCUGUCUGCCGGGCUCAUAGUGGUGGUUUACAUGGAUAUCCAAUCGGGUCAACGCACCAUCAACUAUACAGAGGUCCACGAACGAGACCGACUGACGGUGCUGCAGCUGAGAGUCAGACAGCUGGCUGAUCAGGUUCAACAGAUCCAGAAGGAGCUGAUCUACCAGAAGAGCAGAGAGGAAGACUUCCGCGCCACCAACCGACACAUCUACAUGUGGAUCUAUUGGUGGCCAAUCCUCCGCUUUGUCUUUGUGGUGGCCUUCUUGAUGCCCAUCACAGCCGGCUAAAAGCCUCUGGUAGACCCUGCUGUGUUCAGGGAGACAUCAGUAGACUCUGGACCUGCAGAGGAAACGCAACAUAGACCAAACUGAAAAUGAAUAAAGAUUUUUUUCCCCCUGAAACCAGCCAAAGACAUCCCGUAGUGGUGCUGCAGGACGUGGUUUACCUGGAGAAAGCCGAGAUGGAGAUGACGCCGAGCAGGAGCUCGAGGCCGUAGAAGCAGAGCAGCACAGCGCUGAGAAGGAACUCCAGCCGCAGGACGAAGGUCUGCAGCAGCAGGUAGUAGACGGCCAGCGCCGCGCAGGGAAACAGGAUGAAGAGGGACACGAAGGAAGACAGGGAGCGCUCGCAGAGGUUCCCCUUCCAGGCUGGAGGAAAAGCACCGCAGGCGGUCAGAAAGAAGGGCUAAUGUCUGUCACUGUCUGCUGCUCUGACUGAGCCGUCAUCAGAAAUCUGCUGCAGCAAACCUGCCGACACCGUAUAACAAUACGCAUCCAACUUUACCAUACUAAACACACGCAACACCCAUUCGAUGAAAUACCGAUAGUGCCAAGUCAAAAUCCGUCUGAACUGCUGCCGGUAAUUCCAGCGCCUCACUUCUUCUUACCUUCUAACAUUUUUAGGACAUUGUAUGUAAAGACUCUAUAUACAGAUGUCCUGUGAAAAAUGUGUUUACCCCUUUAUAUCCCCUAAAUGUUUCUGACCAUUGAACUAAAUAUGCCCCGAAUAAACACAAAAAUCUGUUUUCAAAUGACGAUUUUAUGAAAACCUACCUGGUCCAAUGUACAAAAAAAAAUUUGUUCUAAACCGUCUAAUUAGCUGGUUGUUCCAUUUGUGGCAGCAACGACUGCCAUCAGGUGUUUGUGAUAACUGGCAAUUAGGUUUUUACAUCACUAUGGGGCAAAUUUUUACCCACUUUGCUUUGAAGAAUUGCUUUAUUUUGGUUAUAUUGGUUGUGUUUAGUGUGAAUAACCGGUUUAGAUCAUCCUGGAACAUUUAAAUUGGAUUUAAAUCUGAUUUUGAUUAGGCCAAUCCAAAACCUGCUCUUGUUUAUUGAGACAUUCAGACGUGGACUUGUGGGUCAUUGUCCUGUUGCAGAACCUAAGUGUGCUUCAACUUAAGCUCACAGACUGAUGGCCGAAGCCUUUCAAAAACGUCCACUUCGGUCUCGUCGGUCAGUCCACAAGUCGUGAGAAUCAUCAACAUUUGUUUUGGUAAAUCUAUGAAAUAAUUUAAAAAACGCUUUUUGUAGUUACUCAGGUUAUCAUUAGCUGAUAUAU
Fundulus heteroclitus (mummichog) is the source of this 2002-nucleotide messenger RNA. Its product is annotated as transmembrane emp24 domain-containing protein 9. The transcript has 6 exons. The coding region runs from base 11 to 730 and encodes 239 amino acids. The record is from RefSeq and is a predicted model, not a curated record. NCBI's taxonomy places the organism in Eukaryota, Metazoa, Chordata, Actinopteri, Cyprinodontiformes, Fundulidae. Gene Ontology annotation, biological process: intracellular protein transport; endoplasmic reticulum to Golgi vesicle-mediated transport; Golgi organization. Gene Ontology annotation, cellular component: COPII-coated ER to Golgi transport vesicle; Golgi apparatus; endoplasmic reticulum-Golgi intermediate compartment.